Molecule: messenger RNA, 219 nt
Organism: Puccinia triticina
Lineage: Eukaryota; Fungi; Basidiomycota; Pucciniomycetes; Pucciniales; Pucciniaceae
Exons: 2
Coding region: 1-219 (72 amino acids)
Source: RefSeq, a predicted model, not a curated record
AUGGCCGAUCCAACUUCUUACCCCUCCCUUCCUUCACCCUUUCAGCCUGCCUCCUCCCCGCCCCUUACACUCUCACGACCAGCAUCACGUCAAUCUACACGGAUCAUUACUCCAGCUAAAACACACGCAAACUUUGUCCGCCCCGACCCCGAUAACCGGUACACAAUCUUCCAGCAAGAAAAGCAAGAAGAAAACCAGCUCGAAGUCAAAUUCAACUAA